Bombus impatiens (common eastern bumble bee) is the source of this 9129-nucleotide messenger RNA. RefSeq lists its product as uncharacterized. The transcript has 14 exons. The record is from RefSeq and is a predicted model, not a curated record. Lineage: Eukaryota; Metazoa; Arthropoda; Insecta; Hymenoptera; Apidae. Bases 418 to 4329 code for a protein of 1303 amino acids. Gene Ontology annotation, molecular function: protein binding. Gene Ontology annotation, cellular component: cytosol; nucleoplasm. Gene Ontology annotation, biological process: actin crosslink formation; plasma membrane organization; positive regulation of actin filament polymerization.
UCGCUUCGCGCGCCUCGUGCCGUAUGUGUUGUAUCUGUUCACUGCUCCAACUGGUUGAAUCGCGAGAAGCUCCCGCCUUAGUUUCGUGUGUCGAUCCUAGAUCAAACUCGGUUUUUUUUACGUGACAAUCGUCGCGACAGUUGAAAACGAACGUGUUUCUUUUUUCUCCGAUCACUGGUGCUUGUUUCGUCGAAUUUUCCCAGUUCCGUUUGAAAGUUCCCGGCUCGGCCCAUCGGCUGAGGUCCGGCCAACGAACAGAGACGAAUUAGGAGGAAAUUUAUCGAUUUCCGAUCCCGAACGAUCGACUGCGCGAAAGUGGAGCGGCUACGUGAGAUCCGGUUUCGGAAGGACGGAAAAAUAUGAGCAUCUCGUGAAGUCGGUUUAAAGUGCAGCUUUCAGACAUCGAAGGGGUAUAACAUGGAAACCGAAGAACUCACUAGACUCGUAGAUGAGAUCUACAAGAACAUCCUGGACAAGUUCAACCCGGGGGCGAGGCAGCUGAUCAAUGCCGGCAAGGCAUAUUUGAAGGCUCUUCAUGGAGCCGCAGCCGCAUCCCGUGUCUACGUGGACGCAUUGUCUCGAUUAGCACGCCAAGCGCAACUGGGUACAUGGGGCGGUUCCAAGGAUGUCGGAUUCGCGCUGAUGAGGAUCGUCGAAGUCUACAAGGAGAUCCAGGAACAAGAAAUGAAUAUCUUGAAAGCGUUCUACGUCGACCUACUGGUUCCCCUCGAGACGAACCUAGAGAAAGACACCAAGGUCGUCCAGAGCGAACAGAAGAAGUUUCUGCAGCAGCACAAGACCAGGUCCGAAACUUACAGCAAAGCGGCGGCAACGAUGAAGAAGCAGAGGAAGAAGUCAAGGGGCGCGAGCAAGAGUGGACUGGCCAUGGACAAAGAGCUCAAGAAUAUGCAGAUUCUAGAGGAAGAGAAGUCUAAGCUAGACGCCUUUUGUGAACAGAGUUUGAAGAAUGCUAUGACUCAGGAACGAAGAAGGUACGGCUUUGUUCUCGAGCGACAAUGCUCCUUGGCGAAACAUUAUGCGAGUUUUCACGAGGUCGCGUUAGCUGCUCUUCAUCCCUCGGUUGAUAAGUGGCGCGAGGUAGCUGCUACUAGGGAAUAUUUACCACAAUCCGUGGAAGACAUGUUCGCUUCCAGGCUUAGACAAGUUUCAUUUUGGCCCGAGGACGAGGAAAACGGCGGCUCGGAGUUAACCAUGAGCUCGCAAUUGAGAAAGACCAGAAGCAUGGAUAGCUCUUGCUUGGAACUUCGACCUGGACCGCCGUCCGGAAAUGUGCCAAGUGCCACUUAUCAAGGUCCAACUUCUCAUCUUUCAUCUGUACUGUCUAGAGCAAGGUCAGAGGCCAAUCUGCACGCUUCGACAUUAUCUCUGGAUCCAGAGGUUCCAGAAACUCCACCAAGACCGAGGUCCAUGGCGCCUCCGGCAUCACGCAACAGCGGCAGUGGAGGUGGGGGUGGUAGUGGCACAGGGGUGAGCUCCGGUGGCUGGGGAGAUGCACCCCUCGCGAGGGCUCUCUUCGCCUAUUUGAGCUCCGGGGAAAAUCAGCUGAGCUUCCUGGAGGGCGAUCUCAUUGCGUUGAUGGGAGAUCGUCAGAAAGGCUGGCAAUUUGGGGAGAAUCUCCGCACACAGAGUUCCGGAUGGUUCCCACUGGCAUACACAGAAAUUAUUAUCGACGAUAGUCUAGGAUCGCCGAGUCACGGAACAAACAAUGGUCGCGUAUUGGAGCCGCAAGCAGUUCCACCCUGUAAGCCACCACCCUCUCGACCACCAGUGACACCGAGCAUCGAUGAAGUGUCGAGUGGAUUCCAUGGAGUAGGAAACAACAACGUCAACAACAGUAACAACAAUAACAGCAGUACCGGCACUCCUACAAAUGUACCGAAUAGCAACAGUUCUCACAAUUUAGCGACACCUACUGCACGUCAAACAAAACCGAUCCGUCCAUCGGGCACUUUGCCCACUGUUUUGGCUGGUGGCCGUAGGAUACAGCCACCUGCUCCGCCCGUGCCACCUCCUCAAGUCGUCACGUCUCUUCACAGCAGCAACGACAGCGGUUUCUCAAACGAGCCACCGGCUCAGCCUGAUAUCGACUACAGCGACGACGAGGCUAUGAGACAACGACGAAGAAAGCCGCGUGCCGAUAGAAUAACCGAAGCGGUGAAGCAACACCAGAAGGACGACAAGCCCAACAACAAGGACUGGGAAAACGAUUCCUGGAAGACGAUACCUAGGGACGAGAAGAGUUGGCAUCUUUACAGAACCGCGAUGGACAUUUGGGCGGAGGCGAACGCGAAUCAAGGCAACGAGAACGGCGAGACAAGGUACCAGAAUCGUCAUUACGACACUCAGGAGCGCAAAAAUGGAAGGGACUUCUCUGACCGUGGUGCGAUGGAGAAUGGGCCGACAAGAAAAUCAGGAAAGAAGAGCCAAGAAAGAUCGCAGAAAAACGAGUACGAUAAUCGCGGUCGCGGUAAUUCCAAUCACAAAAGCAAGGUUAUGAGCAACGAAGAACCAUCGAGAAAGUCCACAAGAAGGAAUAACGAGCAAAUGGAACAGGAUCGUCGAGAAUCGAAAAGAGUGAAGGAACACGAUGAGACGGAGGAGGACGAGAUCGAACUGGAGGAGGAGGAGGACGAUACCUACGUUGGCAGGAUCGAUUACCAGAAGUACGACGGUAAGAAGUAUUACGGGGACAGAACUGAUGGUCAGGAGCGCAGCUCUCGUCGCGGAUAUCAUCCGGUUGCUCAGGAAGAAUCAAAAUACGAAAACGAGAAGACAUCGUCGGCCUCGUCCUCGGGCACCGACGACGAGAGUACUAUCACGAUCCCGGAGACUGGCAGGAAGGUGGAACAUAUCGCGCAGAAACUAGAGCAAACCGCGCAAAAGUAUGCUCGGGAGCAUAGCCCACCAAAGUUUAUAGAGCGAAGGAACGAUUAUAGAAGUUUAGAGCGUAGAGAGGAGAAGCAACCUCCACCGCCGUACGAGAGGUAUAACGACUGCGAUAGGAGUCGCGGGCCGCAGAGGUUCGAGCGAGAAAGGGAACGAUACUUGGAUAAGUCGCCCAGUGCGGCCCAGAAGACCUCUACUUACGAAAGAGAAAGGACUUUCGAGAAGAAUCCCGAUAGAAAUAGGAAUAUCGAGCGAGCGUCGAGUCGCCGCUUCGAGAGACCGAGACCGCCUUCCGAAGAAGCUCCUGAGAGGCCAACGGACCCCCGUAACCUUUAUCGAGAGCGUAGAUUUUCCGACAAAGAGGAGGCGAUCUAUGGCGAGACCAGAUACGUCAGAGAAAACGUGUCAGUAGAUAAAGAGCGCGGAUACGAGUCGAACUUUGAGACGAAGCUGGAAAGGACGAAGGUGAUCGAGAGGCACGGCUAUCAGAAUCUUGGUCAGAGUAAUCUUCAGAAGUUCCAGAGGAACGGGCAGCAAAUCUUGGAGAAGAACGAUACGAAUAAUAACACGUUGAAGGACGAUAAUCGCAAACCGCUGCUCCCAAGACAGACGACCGCUGUAGGGCAUUUGAUACAGACAGGUAGAGCUUUCGACGUCGACUCCAAGAGUCCGAAACUCGUGAAAAGAACAAAGUCCUUCUGGAGGUUCAGGAGAGAUUCCGACGUUCUUGAGGGUAUGGCACUUUGGCAGCACAGAUCAUUGGUCGAUAUUCCGAAAAUGAUUAAGAAAGAAGCGAAAGAUGACGCGAAUUCAGACGAUACCAGCAAGCAGAAUCCAAGUGAUAGCCCCAACUCUCGGCAAAGUUUGGAAAAAAGGAACAGCGACGUGACCAUUACCAACGAUUCGCAGCACGAAGAACCAAAACCUGCGGAAAGAAUUCACGUGCCCGAAAAAUCCGAUUACUUUGAGGAUUUUCCUACGCCGGCGGAAAGACCAAAGACUGUCGAGAGGUCCGAGUAUCGAAUGCAUCAAGAGGAGAGGUCUUACUUUAUGGGGAACGUCUCGCGGAAAGCCAUAAUCGAGAAGGAGCGAAAACGUAGCCUGGAAGCUAAGCGUAACAUGAUCGUGGCCGAAUUGAAGGAAAAUAACGAGGCCAAGAGGAACGAAAGGAGGAAAAAGUACACGGACGACGAAGAUGGAUUGACGCAGAACUUCAGCGAAACAGAGGCGUCCGACGAAGAGUCCACGUACAGUUGCAUCGUAGUAAAGGAUCAAACAGUGGCGGAGAAGACUCUUCUUCCCAGGACUAAACUCCGUAGGGAUUCCGACCGAGAAAGAGAUAAAAAUACUUGUGGACCGUGGUACGAUCUUUGGGGAGUGGACGCCUCCGUCAACAAGAAGAAGAAGAAGAAACAGCAAUAAAUCUAUUAAACUCUCUUCUUCGUUCGGAUCCUCCGAAUCGGUAUCAUUGUUUGAGUCCCUAGCGGUCUCCAUGAAAGAGUUCAUCACGUUUGAAAAUUUAUUAACGUUAUACCGUUCAACAAAGUUCUGAAAACGAAUCAAGUCUUUGCACCAUUUCAAGACCCGAGAGAAACGAAACCGAUUUCGAAUUGGACGAGCCAGUUGUGGAAGAGAUAGUUAAGAUACGAUUCGUUUAAUAAUUUCGUUCUUAAAAGAUCGCUCGUUUUUAAGUUUGUCAUCGCAUUCCAAUUUUAUUAUCAUCUCCACCCUCGUAUACCCGAUUUGCACCACGAAUGACCGUUCGCAAGUCUUCCACGUAGCGCUAUUCCCAUUGCUUCUUGAAACGUUGAAGCCUGUUUUUAUGUUUGCAAGCAUAGUUAUACUGUUUUAUUCUGCUUUCGUCGACGCUUGUUUAUGAUGAAAUCAACGUGUUGACGUUAAGCGAGCGCAUAAAGUAAAUCGAAAUGCGACCAACGAUUUUACACGCGAUUGUCAAGCAGUUUGUGACCGCGAUGGAGAAAACAAUGUUACGGAUGAUGUUUCAAUCGUAACUCUUGUUGGAUCCAUCGUUGCAGAACACUGCAAUGAUUCGAUGAUAUUUUACUCUUGUAAAUUCUUGUAGAGUCUCAUAAAUUAUUAAAGUCUCGAAAUAAUUUGAUAUACAUGUCGGAUAAGUUUCACGCCGAGUUCACAAAAAAUAUAAGUAGCAAAUCCAGAAUCAAAGAAUUUUUAAAAGAAUCUAUAUGUUCAUUCACGCUCUGGUAAUUCUUUAGCUGAAACACGAGUAAAGAAGUUUUAAAAAUGUAUAAUACGUUCGAACGAUCGGAAUUAAUCUGUCAAUUUCCAUAAAUCGUUCCUGUCAAUGACCAACGAACGCAUAAAUAAUUGCCGGUUGCCACGCUGCGCUUAAAAAUGACUGUGUAAACUAGUUUCUGCAUUAAUAACAUGACGAUUCGAGUUUGAAACUUUAUGUCCACGUAUUCGUUCAUUACCCGUGUAAAUUAGUUUCUGGUUCCCGUUGAAACGAUUUGACAUGCGGUACGCUGUUGCAACAUUCAAUUGAAUUCAAUUUCAUUCCCACGGUGUUUCAUUUUGAUAUAUCGUGAAAGAUGUUUACUACGUCCGCUGUUUUACGUAUUUUUAGCAAAAGUUAUGUCACAGUCUGGUGUGGUCGUAUAUCAACGCAUCCAAACAUUUUCUCGCAAUUUUAAGAAUCUUCGUAAAAAUAUUUCAACGUGUGUGUUUCGUUCAUUUUUUCGUAGCUCGAAGAAUUCGUUUGUGCACCUCGUAUCUUCUUUCAUCGCACCUCGCCGUUACCAAUUGAUGAAAUAUGUAUGCUAAAAGGUGUGUUGUUCGUGCGAUACACCAAAGAAUGUUCACAUUUAGUUUUGUGUUUGCGCUUCGCAUGAAAUAUCGUGUCAAUGUAUGGACAAUAUCGCUGUACGUUGCUCUUUGUUUUUCCAUAAUACCGUGAUACAAGUUUAUCGCCAGCAAUCUGCAGAUUUUUCGAAUGUUUUCUACAGUUUCUCCUUCUGAUUGCCGUAUAAAAUAACGAAAAUAGCACUGUUAAAUUUGUGAAGCAAUCGCUUGGAAGCGCGUUGUGAAAGUGAUUUCACAGUACGCUUCCAAAGUCCCAGACAGUUCGAUCUUUCUAGCUUAAAAAAGAAUUUAUUUAACUUCCUACUUCUGCUAGAAAUUCUUAAAUUUUCAUUCAAGAACUGUUUGGAUUAUAUAUUGUACCAUUUUAUCGAUCAAACUUUUAACGAUCGAACAACAGCGCGAACAAUGCGACUGAUAAAAUUUCCUUUGAUUAUUCGAUUCUUCCAGGACAAACAUAUUUGCAACGGUAAAACUACGCAAAACGAAGACGAACGAUCGCUCGGCGCCAGCGUUGUCAUGAGAUAAACUCUUCAUCUAGAUUACUUUCCUCGUAUGAUGUUAGAUGUACCGACAAAGGCGGUGCCCCUCUGUUCGAGGGACAACAGUUCCUUUCAUGAAAAAACUUCUGAAGCGACUGCUUCGUAGAUUCUUUUUUUCGCGGCGUGGAUGUCCGUCCAACGAACACGUCUGACUUUAAUCCUCUAUGACUAUCCUUUCGAAGAGCGAAGAGAUAGAUUCACGAAGCGAUUCCUUCGCUUCGUACGAUUGAAAUUCAUUCAGUCAGCUUUUUUCUGAAAAUUCUUCAGCUCGUGACAUACAUUCAGAGAUUUUUCAUUGCGAUUCGAUCUGUCAAUUUAUCGAAUGCUUAUAACACGGACUGAUGAUCAUAGGAUGAUUAGGGACCAUUAUGCGAUCAAUAACGAUAAAUUUUUUAUAUAUCAAGCUUUAAGAGCAUUCUCUCAUAAAUAUGAGCAUUUUUUACGCAUCAUAGAGGAUUGAAGAAUAGUCCUCCGACUAAAAAGGACCAUAAAAAUGUCAACUUCGUCCAGGUAAGACGAUCGUCAUUUAUCUUCUGUAUUUUAUCUUCAAAAAUAUUUCCGCCAUUCGUUUCGAGAAAUAUUAAUUACUUUUGUAAGGUAGUUGCGUUUUAAAAGUUAUUUACAUUCCUUAUGUGUAUUUUUUCUGUCCUAUAUUCUUUACCUACAACCUGUAUUUCGCGCGUCCCGGCUUGUUACCACUCCUUCCCCAACCUCGGUCGAAAAUCGAUUCGUACGCAACUAUUCGUUAUUUUUAUCGGGCCCUCGAUACACUCGCGCCAGUAACGGCAGUUUGUUUCCGGGCAAGUUAAUCCCCGAUGCCGCUUCCUCUACUUCGACGACUCCGUCGCGCCGUCACGGAAUGAAACUUUCAUUCUAGACGUCGUAAAGCUGCUUUACGUUCAUGCCCGCACGGGUUAAGGCUCGUAAAAUUUCACUCCUCAUUUUUUUUCCUCCAUCUCCCUUUCCUUCUCACGCCCUCGACUCUUGUCCACCGCGGCUCGCGCGCUUCCGCGUCGCGAAGCUUUUUCUCCUGCGGUGACUGUCGCCGCUUCUUCAACCUUGCUUGCCUGUGAAAAUAAACCCCGACGAAAGAGAACCGAGCACAAGCUCUGCUUCUUCCUAUUGCCGUUGCGUGCGUGAGAUCGUGUGUCGUUGAGAAGAGGAAGCGUGCUUUCGAGUUUCGACUUUUGUUAGCUCAUCGUCCGCUUCCGCGUCCCGAGCCCCAUUCUGUACCCUUUCAUUCUUAUUUCCGUUCUCUCGGCUCUCGUGUUUGUUCCACGAGUCCCAACCAUCGAGAACAACGAUACUUACCGUCGUAUACAUUCGUUCCAUUCCGAUACAAACAUUUAUCCGACAGAUAUUAUGACGUAUGAUUACUUCGAUUAAUAUAGUACGAUAGGUUUGUCCCGAGGAAAUAUACUUGGCGACGUGAGGUACGAAUUUUUAAGCUGAAAGGCUCAAAAGACACUUGGAGUUUCGUAGUUGUAGAAUUUUGCAAGCAGCUCUGUUAUUUAGCCAUUAUUGCAGUCGUAAAUACUAUUAUUCGUUUAUUUUGAACAGAGUGUAUAUGAAAUUGUUUCUUCAAAGGAUAUAUCGUCGUUCGUUUGUACUUACGUGAAACAGCUAUUCUAACUGCCUAUCUAUAUUAAACUAUACAAGUAUUUCUACUUAGACAUAUACGCAUGAUUUCGAUUCUUAAAGUUCUGGAAAUUUUAUUCUGACAGAUUUCCCAUGAUAUUUUCUGUCGUUAAACUUUAGGUAUUGACCUUUAUUCACCGAUAUAUAAUAAUCUGUAAAUAUAUUCGUUUUUGAAUUAGCAAGUUAAACUUGUGAUAAGUAUACGUAGUUGCGUUUGAGCCGAUACGUUUUAUAUUAUUGCAACGGAGUAGAUCGCGCGAUAAUUUUGGACCGUUUUGAAACGAGAAAACAGGGAAAAGACACGAAAAUAUCUAGCAAAUAGAGAUACCCAAAAGACGCCAUUGUCGGGGAGAGCAGAAAUCGAAAGAUCGUCCCGUAUCGAUAGAAAACUUUUACUGCGAAUUUUAUCGCCGUACACUGCCAGGCAUUCUGAUGUUUUCCCAUUUCCGAAGAGUUUCCAGGGAGUCGAAAAGCUUUCGAGUUCAUCAAACAAGAUACGACAGUCGUAAAGCAUCGAUCAACCCCUAUAAGAACACUUCGAAUCUUUCUACAUUCCAGCAAUGGGAAACUUAAGUGAUAACGAAUAGAACACGGUCAUUCCUAGGUGCCCUGAUUUUCGUCACACGUAAUUGUACAUACUAUAUCACACAUCCACGGACAUGCAUACGUAUUAUCGUUCUUCCACUUUGACAAAAUAUAGUCACUCUCUGUCGCGUGGACAGAGAGAAGAAGAGACGUAAUAAUCUUAGAACAGGGAUCUCGAGAUUGGUCCUUCGAAACGCAGCCCGUUUUAUCUAAAUGUUUGCACCGUCUCUCUCUCCCCACCAUCAUCAAUUAAUCGAACCUGGUGAAAUGCACUUUGAACGAUAAUAAUCAAAUUCUAAGGCUAUAACUAUUCCCUGAAUCGUAGAAAACGUUGUUAGAAGAACCUUUCGCGAUUCCAUUAGGAUGGGAUGCGCCUAUCCUACAUCGAUUUCGGGAUCUCUGAUGUAAAUUAUAUAGUUUCCGAUGGAGAUACGAAUAUAAGAAGGAAUAAAAGGUUUAGGGAAACUUUUUUUGUAAUUGCGUUAGAUAAGCUAUGCGAUAAACGUGCGAGUCCAAGAAGAGAAAGAAGAUGUUAAUAUAUUAUAAAUACGCAUAUACCGGCGAAAGUGCCGGAUGGUUAGGGGAAAUUUCACGAAGCCGGCUCGUUUCGCGAAAAAAA